This is a messenger RNA of Procambarus clarkii (red swamp crayfish), 1156 nucleotides long. The record is from RefSeq and is a predicted model, not a curated record. NCBI's taxonomy places the organism in Eukaryota, Metazoa, Arthropoda, Malacostraca, Decapoda, Cambaridae.
AAUCAUAUAAAGAUAGAGUAAGGCAGCUCUACCCGCCGCAAGUGCCUAUACAAAUGCCAGAAUAGGCCGACAGGAUCCAUACUUCAUGUUACAGAGACAGUUCGGCGGAGCAGAUCAGUGGAAGGAAGGCGUCAGGUUCAUAGACGGGGACAAGUGGGCGUGUAUGGACCCUCCUCUGGCCCCGCCGCCCACCCGCUGCCUCGUCUACUCCUUCGGCAUCAAAAAUGAGUGGUCCUUCGACGACGCCAUGGCCGCCUACGGGUGCCAGGUGUUCUCGUUCGACCCCACCAUGGCUGUUGGGGACCACCAACGCUCCUCCGGCGUCACCUUCUUCAGGCUGGGUGUUGGCGGAGCCCCUGGCAUGACCCGCCUGGGCCAGGUGGACCGUCUGGGAGGGAUCAUGAAGAAGCUGGGACACGUCGGGCGGAAGAUCGACUACCUGAAGAUGGACAUCGAAGGGAUGGAGGUAGAGACGCUGGAGGAGGUGCUGGAACACCAGCCGGAGAUCUUGGCCUCCGUCACCCACCUGGGCCUCGAGAUACAUCCUGGCCGCUACAAGGGUGAGGACGUGCGACGGUCGUCCAGCAAAUACUGGAGGCUGUGGAGGAUGUUCCAGCGCCUGGAGUGUCUGGGGUUCAGUCUUCUCCACUGGAACAUUAACCCGGCCUCCUUCAACCACUACUGGUGGAACGAUUCCCUCCAGGCCACAUGCUACGAGCUCGUCUGGGUCAGGUCACCUGCUCACUAGACGGGUCAGGUCACCUGCUCACUAGACGGGUCAGGUCACCUGCUCGUUGGAAGGAUAAGGUCAACUGGUCACUAGAAAGGAAGUGUUAGGGGGUGUUGCAGGAGAGUUGAGAUGGAAGCAGGAAGGACAUUGAGAGUGAACGUGGUACCUGGUUGAUGAUGGGGUUCUGGGAGUUCUUCUACUCCCCAAGCCCGGCCCGGGGCCAGACUUGAGCCAGACAGACUUGAGUCUAUUUAAUCUACUACCUACUGUAGUAGAUGAAAUAGACUGAUUAACAACAGUUUGUUCUUCUGGAGGAGAUACGAGUGUUCUCCAGUGUUAUAUGUUAUGUUCUUCCUGGUUGUGGUGGAACGCUUCAUACAUAUCUUGAGGUUAUCUUGAGAUGAUUUCGGGGCUUAGCGUCCCCGU